Chlamydomonas reinhardtii is the source of this 1768-nucleotide messenger RNA. RefSeq lists its product as uncharacterized. Lineage: Eukaryota; Viridiplantae; Chlorophyta; Chlorophyceae; Chlamydomonadales; Chlamydomonadaceae. The record is from RefSeq and is a predicted model, not a curated record. Gene Ontology annotation, biological process: aspartate family amino acid biosynthetic process; L-homoserine biosynthetic process. The transcript has 10 exons. Bases 178 to 1317 code for a protein of 379 amino acids. Gene Ontology annotation, molecular function: NADP binding; homoserine dehydrogenase activity; aspartate kinase activity.
AAGCAACGCUACUGAUAUUUGUACCUCAGCCUAUAUAACGUUUGACCUUACUUCGCCUGCUCUCUGAUGCUUGCUGCGCGUGCACAUACGCUCCGGACUGGCCGGACCUGCGUGAAUCGCCGCUCCACCUCCAACAUUAUUACUCGUGUUGCGACGCUUGAGCGCUCGAGUGCCACAAUGAGCGUAGACAUCCCUCACCAGCCCCUCUCGGUGUCCGUCGGUCUGAUUGGGCCGGGACUCAUUGGCAAGGCGUUGCUCCGGCAAAUUGAGCAGCAGGCCGGCAAGCUCCUGACGCCGCUGCACGCGGACAAGUUCAACGUGGUGGCGGUGGCCAACAGCCGGCAAAUGCUGCUGCGGCCCGAGGGCAUCAACUUGGCCACCUGGGAGGCCGACCUCGCGGAGAAGGGUGAGCCACUGGAUCUGGACCGGUACGCGGCCUGCCUGGCCUCCGCGUCUGGCCCCCUGCCCGCCAGCCUGCCCGGCCCCUCCUGCUCCGUGCUGGUUGACUGCACCGCCAGCGACGCCGUCAGCGGCCGCUACGCCGACUUCAUGCGCCAGGGGCUGCAUAUUGUCACGCCUAACAAGAAGUUCGGAGCGGGCCCACUGAAGCAAUACCACGAGCUGCGCGAUCUGUCGGAGCGCCACCGCCGCCGGUUCAUGUACGAGGCCACAGUGGGCGCGGGCCUGCCGAUCAUCAGCACGCUGCACGGGCUCCUUGAGACCGGCGACAAAAUCAUCAAGAUCGAGGGCAUCCUGUCCGGCACCCUGUCCUACAUCUUCAACACCUACAAGCCCGGCAUGAAGUUCAGCGAGGUGGUGGCAGACGCAAAGGCCAAGGGCUACACGGAGCCCGACCCGCGCGACGACCUGAGCGGCCUGGACGUGGCUCGUAAGGUGGUGAUCCUGGCUCGCGAGUGCGGCAUGGAGGUGGAGCUCGAGAGCAUGGCUGUGGAGAGCCUGGUGCCGGCGCAGCUGCAGGGCGAGGGCGUCAGCGCCGCGCAGUACAUGGAGGCACUGCCGCAGCACGACGGCGCUAUGGCCUCCAAGGCGGCUGAGGCGGACGCGGCGGGCGGCGUGGUGCGCUACGUGGGCUGCGUGGACGCGGAGAACGGCAACGCCUCCGUCACGCUUCGUACCUACCCGGCCGGCCACCCCUUCGCGCAGCUAUCUGGGUCUGAUAACAUCGUCGUCUUCACCACCGAGCGCUACAAGGACCGGCCACUGAUUGUGCGGGGGCCUGGCGCGGGCGCUGACGUGACGGCGGCCGGCGUGUUUGUGGACCUCUUGCAGGUCAUCCGCUCCCACCCUCGCGCGUAAAGCAGCCGCGAUUUAGUCAAGGGGCUUCUAUGAGAAGAAUGAGGGGAUGUUAGCAGCUAAGGUGAAUCAUGGAGCGAAGAGUUUGUGUGGGGCUCGCAGGUUUCAGUGAUAACGAGGUUGUCGUCGAAGACCGGCAAAUACAGUCGCAGACAAUUGGUAAAGGGACAGCGGUAUCGUGCAAGCAACUGUUAUGGUGACGCUAGUGGCAAUCGACGUUGGCGCAUGUGCAUAUUCGAUUGGCAUCAUGGGCCGCGGUGACUGCACGGGCGCUGGGUGCAGGUACUCGGAGGCGUUGCAGAGCGGCCUGCUGCCGUCCAUACCGUACAUGGGCGAGACAUGGAUCGAAUCGGGCAUUCGGGCCGCCAGUAUUAUGGUGGAAUCAUUCCGGGUGGGAGAGUGUGACCAAGAUCGUGUCUGAUUGGCACGAUACGGCAUGUAAUUCAAUUUUACA